Racocetra persica is the source of this 1337-nucleotide messenger RNA. NCBI's taxonomy places the organism in Eukaryota, Fungi, Glomeromycota, Glomeromycetes, Diversisporales, Gigasporaceae. The record is from the annotation of a GenBank genome assembly.
UGGUUGAUGCGAAAAUGGGAGAAAUACUAGUCACGUGCGAAAGAAUCAAAUGGACCAUGAAGAAAGGUGAAAAGGCUUUAUCUCCACAAUACCGUGAAUCCAGCAUGUUGUUAUUCUAUAAAAUUGCAAAAAUUGAGUUCGAACCACUCGGAGUCGUUGCUGCUCUAGUUUCAUGGAACUAUCCCUUUCACAAUAUAAUUGGGCCAAUAAUAUCUGCUUUAUUUGCAGGAAAUGGAAUUAUAGUUAAAUCUUCUGAGCAAGUAGCUUGGUCAUUGCAGUACUACAGUGAAAUCGUUAAGACUUGUUUAAUAUCAUGCGGUCAUGAUCCGGAUAUAGUGCAGUUUCUAUGUGGAUUUGCAGAUUGUGGUGAAGCUCUCGUUAAAAGCGGUGUUGAUGGGAUAACUCUUAUUGGUUCUCCACAAGUAGGUAGACAGGUCAUGUCAUCAUCAUCUACUACAUUAACACCCUGCACAUUAGAACUAGGAGGAAAGGAUUGUGCUAUCCUUCGCCAAGAUGUAAAUUUAAGGCAAAUAAUUCCAAUUAUAUUACGUGGCGUAUUUCAGAACGCUGGACAGAACUGCAUCGGACUUGAAAGAAUUCUUGUUCAUGAAAGUAUUUAUGAUAAAUUUGUGAAAAUAAUUGAACUAAGAGUUAGGGAACUUAGAGUUGGAUGCGCUUUGAAUGAUGAAGAGGGUGUUGAUGUUGGUGCACUGACCACGAGCGAUCAGAUUGACCGGUUCUCCGCCCUGAUAAAAUCUGCAGUUUCGCAAGGAGCCAAGCUACUCUAUGGAGGUCAUCCGUUCGUUCAUCCCCUUUAUCCAACCGCUCAUUAUUAUACACCCACACUUCUCAUAGACGUAACUCCCGAUAUGCCAAUAUCUCAAACUGAACACUUUGGGCCAAUAAUGGUAGUAAUGAAAUUCCGAACAGAUGAUGAAGCGAUUGAAAUUGCCAAUUCUAGCGGUUAUGGAUUGGGAAAUAGCGUGUUUACCAAAGACCAGCGAAAAGGUGAAUGGAUGGCAAGACGACUAAGAAGUGGAAUGGUUAACAUAAAUGAUUUUGGAGCUAGCUAUAUUUGUAAUUUACCAUUUGGUGGUGUUGAAGGUCUUCGUCAGCAAUGUUUAAUGAAAUCUAUUACUCUAGAUCGAUUUCCAUGGUUAAUACAGACUUCUAUUCCUAAAAUGUUGGAUUAUCCUAUACAUUUUUGUGGAUCCAUGUUUGCUUCUAAUUUGGUUAAAGCUGUUUAUGAAAAUAGAUUAUUGGACAAAGUUAAAGGCGUUAUUAAAUUGAUAGUUAAGGAGAGAAUUGAUUAUGAAGAAGUAGAUAACGCAGAUUAG